Exophiala spinifera is the source of this 927-nucleotide messenger RNA. RefSeq lists its product as uncharacterized. NCBI's taxonomy places the organism in Eukaryota, Fungi, Ascomycota, Eurotiomycetes, Chaetothyriales, Herpotrichiellaceae. Bases 1 to 927 code for a protein of 308 amino acids. The transcript has a single exon. The record is from RefSeq and is a predicted model, not a curated record.
AUGUUCGAAUGUUUCAGUAGCAAUGACAUCGAACCUGUAGACGAGUACGAUCAGAUUCCAUUUGGCCUCAAAUGGCGCAUGCACUGGGGCAAGAAAGAGACGGAUCCCGCUACAGGCGAGGCGGUGCUCAGGCUGAGCAACACCAAGAUUCUCAAGACACACUGCAUAAACACCGAGUACCAGGCUCUCAAGCUCAUAGAUCGCCACACGUCAGUUCCCUGUUACAAAGUGCUCGCCGUGUACAAUAGACCCGAGGGCAAGGUGGUCGAAUAUGAGGCAUACCCGGGAAAACCUCUAGAACAAGCGUGGCCUGGGAUGUCGGCACAUCAGAAGAACAAAGUCAUAGCCGACCUAGGUCGAUUCGUCGAGCAGCUGCGGAAAAUGCAACCACCCAAACAAUGCGUGGUCGGGGAUGCUACGUUGGGCGCUGCACUCGAUCAUCGAUUUGGCUCGGGCAGGAUAGGUCCCUUUUUCUCCAUCGCAGCGUUUCAAGAGUUUGAGAGAAGAGGGCACAAGCCGCAAGAUUUCCCCGAAAGUGAGGUGCAGAAGGUGCAUGUGCCCCCGAAGCCCUACUCGCUCAAGUUCACGCAUGCCAAUCUCUGCCCCAAGAACAUCCUGGUCGACGAGGCUGGAAGAAUAGUGGCGCUGAUCGGUUGGGAGUCGUCUGGGUGGUAUCCGGAAUAUUGGGAGUACACGCAGAUGUGUCACGCUACGCCGAAGACGAUGGGCGAUUGGCUCGAUGCCAUGUGUCAAGUCGUGCCUCGAUAUGACCAAGAAUUGAUUUGCGAGGAAGCUUUACGGGCGAGAUAUAGUGGAUCAGUCUAUGACUUACCACGGAGUAUACGAGCCCCAAGUCCAUCGCCAAGUGAAUUGAAUGCCGAACAACGGGAAAUCGACGAUAAGAACACCGAAUCUACAAGCGGAUGA